GAGUCGCUCUCUCGGCCAAGCAGGCAGUCUGUCCAAGAACUCCCGCGACUGCACAAGCGAUUGGAGGAAAAGAGCACCUCAGCCCGCCCUCCUGCACCUGACGAGCGGGUAUUUAGUUUUCUGCACUUUCAAGGAGGCUGUGCGCGACAUAAUUCCACUUGCAUGGGGUAAGCCGUGGAUACCGUGUUAUAAAGGACCAAUGUGCCAGCCCUGAAUCCGUCUGCUGCUCCAAAGCCCGGGACCGUUAUUCUGCAGCGAGCGGCUUUCUUCUUCGCGAAAGGGGAGGGCAAGCCUGCGUUUCAAAAUGCCACGAUCUUUCUUGGUCAAGAAGCAUUUCAACUCUUCCAAAAAGCCAAAUUACAGUGAACUGGAUACUCACACAGUGAUUAUUUCCCCUUACCUUUAUGAGAGCUACCCGAUGCCUAUAAUUCCACAGCCAGAGAUCCUGAGCUCGGUUGCUUACAACCCCAUCACAGUGUGGACUACAACCGGUCUGCUGCCUUCUCCCUUGCCCAGUGACCUCUCGCCUCUGUCUGGAUAUCCUUCAUCCUUGGGAAGAGUCAGCCCACCGCCUCAUUCUGACACCUCAUCCAAGGACCACAGUGGCUCUGAGAGCCCCAUUAGUGAUGAAGAAGAGAGAAUUCAGUCCAAGCUUUCAGACCCCCAUGCAAUUGAAACUGAAAAAUUUCAGUGUAGUUUAUGCAACAAGACCUAUUCAACUUUCUCUGGACUGGCCAAGCACAAGCAGUUGCACUGUGAUGCCCAGUCUAGGAAAUCUUUCAGCUGUAAAUACUGUGACAAGGAAUAUGUGAGCCUGGGAGCUCUUAAGAUGCACAUCAGAACCCACACGUUACCUUGUGUCUGCAAGAUCUGUGGCAAGGCUUUCUCUAGACCCUGGUUACUUCAAGGUCACAUCAGAACUCACACUGGAGAGAAACCUUUUUCAUGCCCUCAUUGCAACAGAGCAUUUGCAGACAGGUCUAAUUUGAGGGCCCAUCUGCAGACCCAUUCAGAUGUGAAGAAAUACCAGUGCAAAAAUUGUUCCAAAACUUUCUCCCGAAUGUCUCUUCUGCACAAACACGAGGAGUCUGGCUGCUGUGUCGCUCACUGAGUUUACCUGGGCUCUGUACUUUUUUCCCACUGCUUUUCAACAAGAUAAGAGAAACCUUUCUCUCUCUCCCUGGCAUUUUAUUUCUCCAUCCUAACUCAGCAACUUUCCCAGAAGGUGCAAAACUAUUUUAGUUCAAAUGCUUCAGCAUUGCUUCUGUGUGAUACAAAGGAAAUGAAAACAAGAAAAAUACAGGAAGAAGCAAAUGCCAAAAGGGACAUGGUUUCUUUCUUUCUUUGCUAAGAAAGCAUCACAAAACUGUACAUUCCAGGCAAAUGAAAUCAACCAAAGAACUCUUUUUAAAAAAUCAAAUACCAAGAGUUUUUCCAGAUGCCAAAUAUCACAGGUUUUUUUCAGAGUAUUCCAUAUCAGAUCAGUAAAUGUCUAACAGGACAGGCCAAGUUAUUUUUUUUUUUUUAACAACAGUGUACUUCUUGAUCAGUAACCUGAAAUGUCUUAAAAUUGCAUCAUUCAAUGAGGAACAAAGAGAAUGUAUGUCCAACUGUUUUCCAUGUCUUAACAGUAUGUGCCUUUGUAAAACUGUCACUGCACACAUUUCUGGUGCAUGCUUGAUACAUAUUUUAUUCUCUCUUUUUUAAUUUUUGCAGUUCUUAACUUGUUUUUAAAACGGGAAUAAGUGCAAGUGUGAGGGUUGAUAGGAGUUUGUCAAUGGAUUUUAAAAUGCUUUCCCCCCUAAAUGCACAAAGGAAAUGCAAUAUUGUGAGCAAUACCCUCCAAGUGCCUUUAAAAAUGAUCUUCGUUAAGUAUGUGGACAUAAUGUACAUAGUUUUAUUUUUAUAUGACUGAAUGUGUUCUGAAUCAAAAUGAAAUAUUAUCUAUAGCAGUGUCUAUAGGUACCUUGAAGAAAGUGUGAAGCCAAAUAUCUUUUAUUGUUUUCUAGAAAUAAUUUUUGUACAAUAAACAUUUUGCAGUAAAUA
This is a messenger RNA of Varanus komodoensis (Komodo dragon), 2046 nucleotides long. It is a transcript of the gene SNAI2, whose product is annotated as snail family transcriptional repressor 2. Gene Ontology annotation, molecular function: DNA-binding transcription factor activity, RNA polymerase II-specific; RNA polymerase II cis-regulatory region sequence-specific DNA binding. Lineage: Eukaryota; Metazoa; Chordata; Lepidosauria; Squamata; Varanidae. Bases 305 to 1111 code for a protein of 268 amino acids. The transcript is spliced from 3 exons. The record is from RefSeq and is a predicted model, not a curated record. Gene Ontology annotation, biological process: regulation of DNA-templated transcription.